This is a messenger RNA of Oncorhynchus nerka (sockeye salmon), 854 nucleotides long. Its product is annotated as tumor necrosis factor receptor superfamily member 5-like. Bases 16 to 714 code for a protein of 232 amino acids. Gene Ontology annotation, molecular function: protein binding. The record is from RefSeq and is a predicted model, not a curated record. Gene Ontology annotation, cellular component: external side of plasma membrane. The transcript is spliced from 7 exons. Gene Ontology annotation, biological process: positive regulation of cytokine production involved in immune response; positive regulation of T cell migration; defense response to Gram-positive bacterium. NCBI's taxonomy places the organism in Eukaryota, Metazoa, Chordata, Actinopteri, Salmoniformes, Salmonidae.
AAAACAAUAAUAAAUAUGAUAAUAAUACCAAAAGGUCAUUACUUUCUGUUUUUCUUUUCAACAGGAUAUCGUGUAAAUAGUCAUUGUACUACAUCUACAUUCACUUCCUGUGUGCCCUGUAUUGACUCCACCUUCCUUGAUGAGCCCAGUGAUAAAACAACAUGCAACAACUGUACCACAUGUGAUCCAGGUUUGGGUUUGAAGGUAAAGCAGCCAUGUAGACCUUCAUCAGACACUGUCUGUGGGACACUGGAGGGGUUCUACUGUCUAGACCCAACUAAGGAUGGUUGUAGAGCAGCCCAGAGACACAUCAGCUGUAAACCUGGUCAAUACAUCAGUCACACAGGAACAACAUCUACAGAUACUGUGUGUGCUGACUGCCCUGGUAAAACUUAUUCAGAUGGAUCAUUAACAUCUUGUCAACCACAUACAGAAUGUAAAUUCUUGGAAAUUGAACCAGGAACUCCUUGGUUGGAUUCAGAAUGUGGAGUUUCCUCACUUCUCACAGCUGGAAUCAUAGCUGGUGUUCUAUUUUUCCUGAUAGGCACCAUAGCUGGUGUUUGUAUAUUUAUGAGGAGAAGAGAAAUAGGGAGAAAUAUAAAAAACUUGGGCUCUCAAAUACCUACACAGGCAUCCCCAGAUCAGGAAAUACCAAUGCUGUCUGGGGGAAACGAUUCAAGCCCCCGUCACAGUCAGGGAGUCAACGGUGUGUAAUCUGGCUGGUCCAGCCAUCUCUAGUAAAUCUUAACACUACAUGUUAAAUUUUAUAUUGUAGAAUCUGGUUGGUAUAAGGACCACUGUGCCUUUGUAUCACAUGGGGAUGUUUGAAACUUACUCCUCAGCCUGAACUGUUC